AUGUCUGACAAGAAUGUAUUACAAUUAGAAGUGAUCACAACUGUUCAAUCCGAAAACAUCAUUUCACCAUCCUCUUUAUCGUUGUUCAUGGUAAUGGAUAGAACUAUUAUCUCAGAAUAUAUUUUUCAUUCUCUAAACAAUACUGAGUUUCCAGAUGAGAAAUUUGCUCGAUCGGAUGCAAAUCACGAUGAUAAAUUGACGUUCAAUGAGUUCCUUCAUACUGAACUUGCCUAUGAACACGUCAAAAGAGAUGAAUUCAAAAUGCUUGAUUUAAAUAACGACGGUUUUAUUUCAAUUGGGGAAUAUCAACAAAAUCUAGACGAUGAAAAAGAGAGGUCGAUCGAACGUCGGGCACAAUACUUUGGAAAAAUUUAUGAGGACUUCGACGAGGAUUUUGAUAUGAAGAUGAGUGAACAAGAAGUGAGGCGAAUGCUCGCCCAGCGUUUCCUCUUGAAGCCUCGAAAUAACUUCGCAAGAAUUUUCAACUCAUUCGAUGCAAACAAAAAUGGUGGCCUCGAAAUUGAAGAAUAUCUGAAAUUCGACGAACAGUUACCAUUCGAAGAAAUGGAUCCAAUUGAUGAGGAAAUGAAAAACGAAUCAACUGUUGCGCUCAAAAGGGAAAAGGAAAAAUUACCGUUGGUUAAGAGGCAAAAAGAUAACAAAAAACCGUAA
This is a messenger RNA of Anisakis simplex (herring worm), 672 nucleotides long. Lineage: Eukaryota; Metazoa; Nematoda; Chromadorea; Rhabditida; Anisakidae. The record is from the annotation of a GenBank genome assembly.